ACGUGAGCAGCUCCAGCGGUCUUCGGCACUUGAUGAAGUAUGGGCAGUGCAGCUGCCUCUGCGCGACGCCUUGCAGGUAGCACCAGUGUCCGGGGUGGCGUUCUGUGCGACGAUCUUGAGUUGCAGGAACUACUCAAAGGCUGGGAGCGGCUGGGCGUCAGCUUCUCUGGGGCCAUCCUGCAAGCAGAGCAUAAAGAGACUGUCAAAGAAUAUGACAUGAAUCACGAUGCCUGGACAGCGACUGACACGAUCUUGGGGGAGAAUCAGCUGGUCAUCAAAACAACAGGUGAUGGUUUGCUCACCCUACGUCUAUGUGAGAGUGCUGGGUUCAAGUGGGAACACAUCGGCACGUACAGGCUGGGUGGAAAGGGCAAGGACGGACAGAGCAUGCUGAAAGUUGUGGAUUCAAGCACCAAGGGCUUUGCAGUUGACGACCUACGCUACGCUCUGGAACAGCUGAGAUAUGUGAAGUAUGGAAAAGCUUCAGGCUGUAUCUCCUAUCAAGAGUUUGCCUUGAGACUUUUUGAGACACUGGCAGGUCGGCCUUGCGAGGGCCAGAGAGACUUGGAUCCUCUGAAGGGCGUGGAGCAUGGGGUCAACAAGCCCAGUAAACCAGCUUCUACGAACACGGGCUGGAAUUGGCAAUCAGGUGCUUGAGUGCCUUUCGUCGCCUUCCAGCCUUGGGAUGCAUGUUGUCACAAUUGCGGCAGUCAAAGACUCCGUAAUCUGAAAAAGGUGAAGGCAGAAUGGCAAAGGCUCAAAAUGAUUUGCCAUU
Messenger RNA from Cladocopium goreaui, 775 nucleotides. The record is from the annotation of a GenBank genome assembly. Lineage: Eukaryota; Dinophyceae; Suessiales; Symbiodiniaceae.